CUUUUAUGAAUGGUAAUAGGCCUGACGUACAUUCGUCUUUGAAGCUCGCUUUUAUGAAGUUUGCUGGUAGCAGCAUUGUCCAUUUUACGUGAAAACUUUCUUGAAGUGAGAACCGCCAUGAAUUCUUUGACUCUAGUGUGUUUAUUAGCAGCCGUUGUUUUGAGUAAUGCGAUAAAGUGCAAAAUCACGGUUGAAACUGGCUCAAAAUCCUAUGCAGGGACCGAUGCAAACGUUUUUAUAACAUUGUACGGUUACUCUGGUAGUUCAUCCAGAUUAUCUCUAAGUUCAGACGAAGAUAUCUUUGAAAAAAACGAUGUUGAUGUUUUUGUUGUUGAUAUCCCGGAUAUUGGACCAGUGACCAGAAUCAGAGUUGAACAUGAUAAUUCAGGGUGGGGUGCAGGCUGGUAUUUGAAACAGGUAGAGGUAAAAUACGAUGGUGAAAAUACUGGCAGCGUGUUUGAUUGUAAUACGUGGAUCAGUGACGGGUCUGGUCUUUCAAAAUCUUUCUUAGCAAAUAAUGCCUGCGGUUUAACCAUGACCUCCUCGUCUCGUAUUGUCGGCGGGAGCAAUGCACUUUCGGGACAGUGGCCAUGGCAGGUCAGCGUGUUUUACAAAGGAGGACACUGGUGCGGGGGGUCGAUCAUUGAUAAUGAAUGGAUUGUCAGCGCUGCGCAUUGUUUCCAUGACGAUCGAAAUACGGCAAACUACAAAAUCACCGUUGGUGAUCAUGACUUGCGAUACAGCAGUAGAUACGAACAGGUCGUUCCAAUCGAGAGGCUAAUAAUUCAUGAUGACUACGAUCCCAACAGUCAGGAUAACGAUAUAGCGUUGCUGAAGUUGGAAACCCCCAUCAAGUACAAUAGUCGGGCCCUACCCGUCUGCCUGCCUUCAUCUAACCUGCCUGCGGGCACGCAAUGCUGGGUGACAGGCUGGGGCGCCUUGAAGGAAGAUGGUCACGGCCCAGCGAUCCUGCAACAGGCUAAAGUACCUCUCGUUAGUAAACAAAGCUGUGGUUAUGUUUAUGGUUCCCUCACAUCGAGCAUGCUCUGUGCUGGCUACCACACUGGGAAGAUUGAUUCGUGUCAAGGGGACAGCGGGGGACCAUUGGUGUGCAGUGUGAACAGAAGGUGGCAUCUGAUGGGCGCUGUAAGCUGGGGGAUUGGCUGUGCUAGAGAGGGGUAUUAUGGGGUAUAUGCUGAUAUUGUACAUUUCAAAAGCUGGAUAAGUAAUGCAAUGUGAUGUAGUCAUGCAAGGAGAAUAAAGAUUGACUUUGACGCAUAAAAGUUUUUGUAAUUUUUUUCUUGUUUGAAAACAUCUAAACAUUAAAUGCUAGUGUGUAAAAUUACAGCAAUUACAGAGCUUAUCUAACUCACAGCAGUAACAAGACACGAGAACAUGAAAUCCAUGUCUUCAAGCGAACCGUGUAAUUUCUGUUUAUGGACUAAAAUCAGAGUGAAAAAAGUACACACAAAGA
Dendronephthya gigantea is the source of this 1474-nucleotide messenger RNA. Its product is annotated as serine protease 33-like. NCBI's taxonomy places the organism in Eukaryota, Metazoa, Cnidaria, Anthozoa, Malacalcyonacea, Nephtheidae. The transcript has 6 exons. Gene Ontology annotation, biological process: proteolysis. Gene Ontology annotation, molecular function: serine-type endopeptidase activity; protein binding. Bases 118 to 1239 code for a protein of 373 amino acids. The record is from RefSeq and is a predicted model, not a curated record.